Messenger RNA from Biomphalaria glabrata, 1688 nucleotides. Its product is annotated as myotrophin-like. Gene Ontology annotation, biological process: regulation of barbed-end actin filament capping. Gene Ontology annotation, molecular function: protein binding. The transcript has 4 exons. The coding region runs from base 118 to 483 and encodes 121 amino acids. NCBI's taxonomy places the organism in Eukaryota, Metazoa, Mollusca, Gastropoda, Planorbidae. Gene Ontology annotation, cellular component: cytoplasm; nucleus. The record is from RefSeq and is a predicted model, not a curated record.
CCAACAAGGACCAUAAUAGUUAAAACUACUAAGACAGUCUAAGAAGUAAGAGCUAUCGACUUGGUUGAAAGUAAACCAACUUAAUUUUUAAAUAUUUCUCCACUACUGUAAAUUAAAAUGUCAGAUGGUAAAGACCAAGAAUUUGUUUGGAAAGUAAAAAAUGGAGAACUAAACGACAUCAAAACUUUUGUGGAAAAGGAGGGUGUAGAUGUAAAUAAACAGAUCCAAGGCCGUUUUCCACUUCACUUUGCAGCUGACUAUGGUCAGACAGAAGUCCUAGAGUAUUUGCUUUCAAAGGGUGCCAAAAUAAAUGAACCUGACAAGUUUGGUAUAACUCCAUUAUUGUCUGCUAUCUAUGAGGGACAUACAGCAAGUGUACAAGUUCUAUUGGCUAAAGGUGCUGAUAAAACUGGGAAGUCACCUGACGGUUUGUGCUACAUUGAUUGUGCUGAAAAAGAUGAAAUUAAAGCACUUCUAAAGUAAAAUACAAUUUUUGACUCAAAAAGAAAGUUACUGAAGAAAAAUUUUGUGGGUGAUUGGGUCAACAUUGUUUUUUGUUUGCAUGGCUGAACAGCUUAUAGCAUUUCACGCGUGUAUACUUACCAUUAUCAUGAUCUUAAGAUGCCAUCAUAAAGAAACUGAUAUAAAAUAAAAUGUACAAAUUUAAAUAUUUUUUUAAUCAAUAUUACAAUAUGUUAAAAACAAAUCUCUUUUGUUAUUUUACUUUUUAAAAAAAAAAUGUAUUACCAUUUUACUUUUUUAUAUUUGAUACAAAAAUAUUUUCUGGCUUUCUGUCUACUGAAAUUGUUUUUCUGUUUGUUCAAAUGAAUGAAUUUAUUUACACUUUUUUUUUUAUUUCAAAGGGCUUGUUGGAAAUAUCUAUUAUUAAUUUUCACUUCAAUUAAAGAAACAUUAAUAACUGUAUGAUGAUCAUCAUUGUAAAUGGAUGCUUUGUCAUGUAAUGUCUCCAAUUUAACUGUCUUCACUAAAAAGGAGUAGCCUUAAAGAAAGGAGAGCCUUUCAAUUGAUGCCAUCAAGUGUGAUUUAUUCCCAUUGAUGAAAGUAUGCGAUACAAAAAACAAAUAUCUGACUUAACUUUUUCUGUCAGUUGAUAUACUGUAUUAACUUUGAACACUUUAAAUUAUUUAUUGCCAAUUUGUAAUUAUUAUUUGAAUAUCUAUUGUGUAUUCGUAUGUUGUUUUAUUUUGUAUUUUCUCCAUAACACAAAAAAUUACAUGAAAAUGUGAUUUUGGUCAGGUAAUUGGGAUUAUUACCUAAUAAAGUCCAGCAAAUUACUAUUUUUAUUUUUUGACUUGACGUUUUUUUCCCCCAUCAAUGACUUGUUUCAAAAUUAUCUUUCCCAAGACUGGCCAGUCUACAGUAUGGCUGUACUUAUGAAUAACUUUCAACAUUGUGUAUGUGAGUGUGCUUGGUUUUUAUUGGUUAGGUUUGAGUGUGAUUUCUACAAAAUAAGCUUUAAGGUUCAUUUGGUCAAAAUGAAUGUGCUGUUUUAUUAUUUUUAUCAUUGUUCAGUUAAAUUGCAUGUUUUUAGCCACGAUGGAACUAGCAGUGAGUUUAAAAUAUCAUGUAUUGCUGCCUUGAAACUGUUACAACAUGUACGCAUCAGAUUCUUACCAUCAGAUGAAUAAAUGUUUGGAAUAGAAUAUUAAAAUUGUUCUUAAAAGUGA